Pipistrellus kuhlii (Kuhl's pipistrelle) is the source of this 2874-nucleotide messenger RNA. RefSeq names its product anoctamin 9 (gene ANO9). The record is from RefSeq and is a predicted model, not a curated record. Gene Ontology annotation, biological process: chloride transmembrane transport. The transcript has 22 exons. Lineage: Eukaryota; Metazoa; Chordata; Mammalia; Chiroptera; Vespertilionidae. Gene Ontology annotation, molecular function: chloride channel activity. The coding region runs from base 16 to 2499 and encodes 827 amino acids. Gene Ontology annotation, cellular component: plasma membrane.
AAAAAUAAAAGAUCGAUGGAAACAGCCUCGGAGGAGGGUCAGCAGGAGCAAACAGACGGAACCCCCAGGUGCAGCCCGGCGCUGGGCUGUCUUUCCCGGGCUCAGACCUUCGCCAUCUGUCCUCGGAGCCCUCCAGCCCAGGGGCCUCCCCGUCCGCCACGCCCCUCGCGGUUACGGGGAGCCCAGGUGCCGAGCAGCGCUCACACCCCCGCCCCCCAGGGUGAAGAGAGACUCCAGAUCGUGGUGGGGAGGGGAGCGGACAGCCACCCCCUCCUGGACAUGGGCGCUCCUGAGACGCAGACGGACUACGUGCUGGUGGCCGACUGCCGCACCCAGCGGGACCCCGGGCAGGUCCUCCGGCAGCGGCAGUUCCUCAGGCACCUGCAGGCCAAGGGCUUCCAGUACAAGGUGAAGAAGGACCGGGAGAAGGUGUUCUUCGGCAUCCGAGCGGACAGCAGGAUCUUCGGCCAGUACCGCACGCUCCUCAUGGAGCCCGAGGGCCCGGCCCCCAGACCGCAGGCCGCCCAGCCGCUGCUCAUGCGGGACACCACCAGAAUCCGGAUCGUCAGCUUCAUCCUGAACCGCAGCACGGCAGCGGGCGACACAUUCGAGGACCUGGUGAAGGACCGGGUGUUUGAGACCCAGUUUCCACUGCACAAGCGGGAGGAGCACCUCCAGAGGAAGUGGGCGCGCUGGAGGAACAUGUUCCGUGAGCAGCCCAUCGACGACAUCAGGAACUACUUUGGCGAGAAGGUGGCCCUGUACUUCGCCUGGCUGGGCUGGUACACCUACAUGCUGGUGCCGGCUGCCCUGGUGGGCCUCAUCGUGUUCCUGAGCGGCUUCUCGCUCUUCAAUGCCAGCCAGAUCAGCAAGGAGAUCUGUGAGGCCCACGACAUCUUCAUGUGCCCGCGGGGCGACCACCGCCGGCAGUACCAGCGCCUCUCAGACACCUGCACCUUCGCCAAGCUCACCCAUCUCUUCGACAACGAGGGCACCGUCAUCUUCGCCAUCUUCAUGGCCCUGUGGGCCACGGUGUUCCUGGAGUUCUGGAAGCGGCAGCGGGCGCGUGUGGUGCUGCACUGGCACCUGUACGGGUGGGACGAGGACCAGGAGGAGGUGGCGCUGGAGCUCAUUAACUGCCCGGACUACAAGCUGCAGCGGCACCAGCACUCCUACCUGAAGAGCACCAUCAUCCUGGCCCUGUCCCUGCUCAUGAUCGGCCUCAUGAUCGGCAUGGCGCACGUGCUGGUGGUGUACCGCGUGGCGGCCGCCGCCGUCUUCAGCAGCUCCGCCCUGCCCUUCCUGGAGGAGCAGGUGACCACGGCCGUGGUGGUGUCCGGGGCCCUGGUGCACUACGUGACCAUUCUCGUCAUGACCAAGGUCAACAAGUACGUGGCGCUGAAGCUCUGUGACUACGAGAAGUCCAGGACCUUCUCGGAGCGCGAGAGCAAGUUCACGGUGAAGUUCUUCACGCUGCAGUUCUUCGCCCACUUCUCCUCCCUCGUCUACAUCGCCUUCAUCCUGGGCCGGAUCAACGGUCACCCCGGGAACUCCGUGCGCCUGGCCGGCUUGUGGAAGCUGGAGGAGUGCCACCUCAGCGGCUGCAUGAUGGACCUGUUCGUGCAGAUGGCCAUCAUCAUGGGUCUGAAGCAGACGCUCAGCAACUGCAUAGAGUACCUGACCCCGUGGCUGGCCCACAAGUGCCGCUCCCUGCGGGGCAGCGAGGCCCGGGACCCCGAGCUGAGGGACUGGCAGCGCAACUACCGCCUGAACCGCGUGCACACCUUCAGCCUGUUCGACGAGUUCAUGGAGAUGAUGAUCCAGUACGGCUUCACCACCAUCUUCGUGGCCGCCUUCCCGCUGGCCCCGCUGCUGGCCCUCUUCAGCAACCUGGUGGAGAUCCGCCUGGACGCCAUCAAGAUGGUGCGGCUGCGGAGGCGCCUGGUGCCUCGCAAGGCCAAGGACAUCGGGACCUGGCUGCAGGUGCUGGAGACCAUCGGCGUGCUGGCGGUCAUCGUCAACGGGAUGGUCAUCGCCUUCACGUCCGAGUUCAUCCCCAGGGUGGUGUACAAGUACCGCUACGGCCCCUGCCGGCAUGGCAACCGCUCCUCGGCAGACUGCCUCACCGGCUACAUCAACCACAGCCUGUCCGUGUUCCACACCGAGCACUUCCGGGACCCCGGCCGGAUAAAGGGCCCCGAGAACAUCAGCAUCACCGAAUGCAGGUACCGGGAUUACCGCAAUGCGGAGGACUACAACUUCUCGGAGCAGUUCUGGAUCCUCCUGGCCGUCCGCCUGGCCUUCCUGAUCCUGUUCGAGCACGUGGCGCUGUGCAUCAAGCUCGUGGCCGCCUGGUUCGUGCCGGACGUGCCGCAGUCGGUGAAGAACAAGGUGCUGGAGGACAAGUAUGAUGAGCUGCGGGACCGGAUGUGGUGCGGGGGGCCCCGGUGGGCGGCCACCCCCGCCUCCAGCUCCAGCCUCAGGAGCACGGACGUGUGAGGGCCAGGCCUCCCUCCGCCACCGCCGCCUCCCUGCUCACGGCAUGCGCGCGCACAUGUGUGUGUGUGUGUGUGUGUGAGAAGGCUCACAUGCAUGUGAGGGGUCCUGGGAAGCCUGUGUACACAAGGAGUCCUGGGAGGCCUGUGCACAUGAGGGGCCGGGGGGGGGCUGUGUAUGAGGGGGCCGGGGGGGGGCUGUGUAUGGAGGAGUCCGGGGGGCACUAGGGCAUCAGUGGGCAGCACCCUCGUCUGCUCCAUCUGUUGGGGCUCAGGCUUGCACUCUGGGUGAGCCCUGCCCCCACCCCGAGGGGCGCUUUUUAUGGGGUCCCAGCACAGGAAGAGCAGCGCGCUGGCCCCCUCCGGCUUCUGCCCCCGC